UUGGCAAUGUUUUCCCGCCAAUUCGCAGCAACCAAACACAUUGGUGCGACAAUUCUUGAAGUUUAUAUUUUGGAAUUAAAUAACGUAUAAUAUAUUACUAUUAGUUAAAAAUGACAGAGGCAGAACAAUAUAUAAGAGAUAUUCAGCGGGAGUAUUUGGAUUUUCUCGAUGAUGAAGAAGACCAAGGAAUAUAUGCUGGCUAUGUGAAAGAGAUGAUAUCCGAAAAAAGUCGAAGGCUUAUUGUCAAUGUUAACGAUUUAAAGCGAAAAAAUCCGCAAAGAGCACAGGGGUUGCUGAAUAAUGCAUCCGAUGAACAAUUAGCAUUUGGACGCGCUCUUAAAGAAUACGUUUCUACUGUGGAUCCGUCGUUAGCUAAACAACAUGAAGAUUUUUUUGUGGGGUUCGAAGGCUGUUUUGGUAACAGGCACGUAACGCCUCGAUCUUUGACAUCAAUUUACAUUGGGAACUUAGUAUGUGUUGAAGGCAUAGUAACCAAAGUAUCGCUCAUACACCCAAAGGUGGUGCGCAGCGUUCAUUAUUGCCCCGCAACUAAAAAAGUCUUAGAACGUAAAUAUACUGAUCUUACAUCAUUUGAAGCAGUUCCAUCCACUGCUGUGUACCCAACUAAAGAUGAAGAUGGAAAUUUAUUGGAAACCGAAUUCGGACUAUCCGUUUACAAAGAUCAUCAGACAUUGACCAUACAAGAAAUGCCAGAGAAAGCCCCAGCUGGUCAAUUGCCACGAUCUGUUGAUAUUAUAUGUGAUGAUGAUCUAGUUGAUCGUUGUAAGCCAGGCGAUCGUGUACAAAUAGUGGGCAAUUAUCGUUGCUUGCCGGGUAAGCAAGGUGGAUAUACUUCAGGGACUUUUCGUACAGUUUUAUUGGCUAACAACAUAUCACUCUUGAGCAAGGAAAGUAACUUGGAUAUAACACAUGAAGAUAUCAUAUUGUGUAAGAGAUUAGCAAAAAAUAAUGAUAUAUUUGAAUUAUUAUCAAAGAGCUUGGCACCUUCAAUACAUGGGCAUACCUAUGUAAAACAAGCAAUAUUGUGUUUAUUACUUGGAGGUGUUGAGAAAGUUUUACCGAAUGGUACACGUUUGCGUGGAGAUGUAAAUAUUUUACUAAUUGGUGAUCCUAGUGUAGCGAAAUCUCAACUACUUCGAUAUGUACUAAAUACAGCUCCACGAGCAAUUCCUACGACAGGUCGUGGCUCAAGUGGUGUCGGUCUCACGGCUGCUGUAACGACAGAUCAAGAGACGGGCGAACGACGUCUAGAGGCAGGUGCUAUGGUACUAGCUGAUCGAGGUGUAGUUUGUAUUGAUGAAUUUGACAAAAUGAGCGAUAUUGAUCGUACAGCUAUACAUGAAGUAAUGGAACAGGGUCGCGUAACAAUAUCUAAAGCCGGUAUUCACGCAUCAUUAAAUGCUCGCUGCUCAGUACUGGCAGCAGCUAAUCCUGUUUAUGGAAGAUACGAUCAAUAUAAAACACCAAUGGAAAAUAUUGGAUUGCAGGAUUCUCUUCUAUCUCGUUUUGAUUUACUGUUUGUUAUGUUGGAUGUUAUUGACAGUGAUAUCGACCAAAUGAUAUCAGAUCAUGUUGUUCGUAUGCACAGAUAUAGAAAUCCCAAAGAAACUGACGGAGAACCACUGUCAAUGGGUAGUUCAUAUGCUGAUUCUCUAUCGUUUGCAUCAAAUAAUGAAGAAAAAAAAAAUGCAGAAAUUUAUGAAAAAUACGACGCUCUCUUGCAUGGUAAAUCUAGAAAACGUCAUGAAAAAAUCUUAUCAGUCGAUUUUAUGAGAAAAUAUAUUCAUAUUGCAAAAUGUAUGAAACCGAAACUAACUGAAGAAGCAAGCGAAGUUAUUUCAAACGAGUACUCACGUUUACGUUCCCAAGAGAGUGUGCAAUCUGAUGUCGCACGAACUCAACCUGUAACUGCUCGUACACUUGAAACACUUAUACGUUUGUCAACAGCACAUGCCCGUGCUCGACUAUCUAAAAAUGUAACAACUGAUGAUGCAGUAGCUGCAAUUGAGUUGGUACAGUUCGCUUAUUUCAAAAAAGUGCUUGGAAAAGAUAAAGGCCAUAAACGACGUCGCAAUGGCGAAACAUCCGAAGAAGAAGAAGACGAAGUAACACCGAGAUCGCCAUCUCGACGUACCAAACGAACUCGUACAGAACGUACUGAUGCAUCUGGAACUACAUAUGAUACCGAAGAUGAGAUAGAAACACCACAACCUGAUGCUGGAGAUCUCACACUCCGCGAUACUAGAAGAUCUAUAACAUCUAGUCGAACUACACGUGCCGGUCGUUCUGCAACUCAAUCUAGCACAGAUAAUUCCAGUGGACAGAAUGGUGCAGCAGAACCUGCUACUAUAACAGACGCGCGCCUAGGUAUUUUCAAGAAUAGCCUUCAUAAAGUAUUUAGGGAGGCUCGCGAGCAAAGUUUGUCAUUAACACGCAUUACUGAGGCAAUUAAUAAAAAUAAUGAUGAACAAUUCUCUGAUGGAGAAAUUGAAGCAGCAGUACAUCGAAUGACAGAAGAUAACCAAAUAAUGGUUGCCGAUGGAAUUGUAUUUUUAAUAUAAUUUUUAACUUAUUAAUUUAUAGAUUAAGUUUGUCAUGUUUUCUUCUUUCCUAUUUUAUGCCUUUAAUAAAAAUUUAUUAUGUU
This is a messenger RNA of Teleopsis dalmanni, 2665 nucleotides long. RefSeq names its product DNA replication licensing factor Mcm3-like. The record is from RefSeq and is a predicted model, not a curated record. Gene Ontology annotation, cellular component: MCM complex; nucleus. Gene Ontology annotation, biological process: DNA replication; mitotic DNA replication initiation; DNA strand elongation involved in DNA replication. Gene Ontology annotation, molecular function: single-stranded DNA helicase activity; ATP binding; ATP hydrolysis activity. The coding region runs from base 111 to 2582 and encodes 823 amino acids. Lineage: Eukaryota; Metazoa; Arthropoda; Insecta; Diptera; Diopsidae. The transcript has 5 exons.